AUGACCAGUUUUCUACCUAUCUUUUUUUGCACCCUACUAAUGACAGAAUUUGUUCUUGGAAAUUUUGCCAAUGGCUUUAUAGCACUGGUGAAUUUCAUUGACUGGGUCAAGAGACAAAGAAUCUCCUCUGCUGAUCAAAUUCUCACUGCUCUGGCCAUCUCCAGAAUUGGUUUGCUCUGGGCAAUAUUAAUAUAUUGGUAUACAAGUGUGUUUUUUCCGGGUCUCUAUACCAUAGAAGUAAGUAUGAUUAUUCAUAGUACCUGGACAGUGGCCAACCAUUUUAGCAUCUGGUUUGCUACUAGCCUCAGCAUAUUUUAUUUGUUCAAGAUUGCCAAUUUCUCUAACCUUAUAUUUAUUCAUUUGAAAAAGACAGUUAAGAAUGUAAUUGUAGUAAUAUUGUUGGGAACUUUGGUUAUUUUGUUUUUUAACCUUGUAGUGAUAAACAUCUAUGAGAGUGUGAACAUAAAAGAGUGCAAAGGGAACAUGACUUGUAAGAUUAAACUGAGGAAUUUUGCAAAGCUGUCAUAUGUGACUGUUUUCACAGUAGCAAACUUCUUACCCUUUACUGCAUCCCUGAUAUGCUUUCUGCUUUUAAUCUGUUCCUUGUGUAAACAUCUUAAGAAGAUGCAGCUCUAUGGAAAAGAAUCUCAAGAUACCAGGACCAAGAUCCACAUAAAGUCUUUGCAAACUGUGAUUUCUUUCCUUUUGCUCCUUGCUGUUCACUUUAUAUAUCUAUUUAUAACAGUUUGGAAUUCUGAUAGGCCACCUACGGAGCUGGAUAUUAUGCUUCGUCAAGCUAUUGGAAUGAUCUAUCCUGCAUGCCACCCAUUAAUCCUAAUUUGGGGAAGCUCAAAGCUAAAACAGACCUUUCUUUCAUUAUUUUGGCAGAUGAAAUUUCUUCUGAAAAGCCAGAAACCUUCAACUCUUUAA
Molecule: messenger RNA, 930 nt
Organism: Tupaia belangeri chinensis (Chinese tree shrew)
Lineage: Eukaryota; Metazoa; Chordata; Mammalia; Scandentia; Tupaiidae
Product: taste receptor type 2 member 50-like
Exons: 1
Coding region: 1-930 (309 amino acids)
Biological process (GO): detection of chemical stimulus involved in sensory perception of bitter taste; sensory perception of taste; G protein-coupled receptor signaling pathway
Cellular component (GO): membrane
Molecular function (GO): G protein-coupled receptor activity; bitter taste receptor activity
Source: RefSeq, a predicted model, not a curated record